GACAGGCAGGUGGGCUGGAAACACUCUGAUAAUGGGGUGAUAAAAAUAAAUAAAUCUGGCUGAGGACGGGACUCACACUUUUACGUCUCUGCCUGCUAGCCUGUUAGCUUUAAAUCACCACCAGCGGCUGAUACAUGUAGCUUUAGCAUCUGGGCUAAAAUAAAGGUGACUAGUGGUAGCAGGAAGUGACAAUAUUAAAUCAUUUCGGCCUGUGUGAACCUUCCACUGUACAAGUAUAUUAUUUAUACAGAAUAUGGUGUGAACACGAGCUGUCAGUUAAACCAAAUGAUCUUGCACCAGAUUUCCCGCAGAGGACUUUUCUGCUCGCGGUUGCAUGCUCAUCUGAGGAAACCGAGGCAAGACAUGACCAGACCUAGUUCAGAUUUGGCAGCCUUCAGGGACAUUUUCUCUAAGGCUAAGAAGAUUGCCAUUAUCACCGGAGCAGGCGUCAGUGCAGAGAGCGGAGUGCCCACAUUCAGAGGAGCCGGAGGAUACUGGAGAACAUGGCAAGCACAGGAUCUUGCAACCCCCGAAGCCUUCUCCCGAAAUCCAUCUCGUGUCUGGGAGUUUUAUCACUACAGACGCGAGGUCAUGCUUACUAAAAACCCCAACCCUGCACAUCUGGCCAUCGCUGAGUGUGAGGAAAGACUCAGCAAACAGGGACGAGAAGUCACUGUCAUCACUCAGAACAUCGACGAGCUGCAUCGUAGAGCUGGGUCCAAGAAUGUCCUAGAAAUACAUGGAAGCCUGUUCAGAACUCGCUGUUUGACUUGUGGUCAUGAAGCCAACAAUUACAAAAGCCCCAUCUGUGCCGCCUUGGAGGGCAAAGGAGCUCCUGACCCUCACACACAAGAUGCACAGAUCCCUGUAGAUCAGUUGCCCAGAUGUGAACACAAAGGUUGUCAUGGCCUUUUGAGACCAGCCGUGGUUUGGUUUGGGGAAACUUUAGACUCAAGGAUCCUCACAAAAGUAGAGCAAGUUAUGGACAGCUGCGACCUGUGCCUUGUGGUUGGUACCUCUUCUGUUGUGUACCCAGCGGCCAUGUUUGCUCCCCAGGCUGCUGCGGCUGGGAUCCCGGUGGCUGAAUUCAACAUGGAAGACACUCCAGCUACAAUGAGCUUCAAGUUCCAAUUCUGCGGCCCCUGUGGGACCACCUUGCCCCCUGCUUUGGCCCGCCACAAGACAGAACCAGAGUGAAAAGUUAGGACUGUAGACAAUGGUACAAAAUGAAUACAAAGAUUUAGAUGUUUUUGAUAGCAUAAACACACAUACACACAUGCAAAAAUCAGAAGGAAAUGUGAAAUUGAUGGCACUUUAUAUAGAUUUUUUUCAUUAUUUGAAAAAAAAUACAGUUCAAACUUACUUUAAUGAUCAAGGAGUAUUAUGUGUUAUGAACUUGAAUUGGCUUAGGCUAAAACAAGCUGUAGUUUUUAGUAUUUAUAUUCAUGAAGAACAAGUUUGUGCAGGACUGUCUUAUGGGGUAAUAGUUGUAAUGCUUUACACUAGGGGGCAGUAUUUGGCUGUUUGCUGCGUGAGGCUUCAUGCAGUUGCAGUGUGGAAAUUGGCUCUUAUGAAAUCUCUGUGGACUCUGCGUGUGAUUCUCAGUGUUGUCUGAUUUUAUAGACGGGUAUAAAACGGUAAGCUUGUUUUCUCUGAGCUCUGGUGAUACAUGAAGGUCCAUUAAUCAGUUUGAUCUCGUCACAAUAUAAUUAGGUUUGUAAGCACUUUGAAUUAAAUACAUGCAGUUUGGUCAUUUCUGCACAUUUGCUUCU
Periophthalmus magnuspinnatus is the source of this 1772-nucleotide messenger RNA. It is a transcript of the gene sirt5, whose product is annotated as sirtuin 5. The coding region runs from base 286 to 1197 and encodes 303 amino acids. The record is from RefSeq and is a predicted model, not a curated record. The transcript has 9 exons. Lineage: Eukaryota; Metazoa; Chordata; Actinopteri; Gobiiformes; Gobiidae. Gene Ontology annotation, molecular function: protein-malonyllysine demalonylase activity; protein-succinyllysine desuccinylase activity; NAD+ binding.